Molecule: messenger RNA, 7485 nt
Organism: Scomber japonicus (chub mackerel)
Lineage: Eukaryota; Metazoa; Chordata; Actinopteri; Scombriformes; Scombridae
Product: polycystic kidney disease protein 1-like 2
Exons: 42
Coding region: 1-7485 (2494 amino acids)
Biological process (GO): detection of mechanical stimulus
Cellular component (GO): membrane
Molecular function (GO): protein binding; calcium channel activity; calcium ion binding
Source: RefSeq, a predicted model, not a curated record
AUGUUACCAGACUGGACUUGUUAUGCUGAGGAUGAUCCAGAGGCUCUCUCCUGCCCAGAACACCAGGAGGGCUUUGAUGGCUCCUGCUAUGAAUUUGUGAGUCUGCAGCAAUCCUUCCUCAGUGCCCAGGGAUGGUGUGAGCGAGGUGGAGGACACCUAGCCUUCAUCCUGAAUGAUGAAACACAGCAGUUCCUUCAGAAGCACCUGGAGAUGGAGAAGAACUGGUGGCUCGGGCUGGCACCGGCGGCUCCAAACCUCACACUCGACGCUGCAGCCUCUGAAGGUUCCCUUGCAUGGCUGGAUGGCUCAGAUGUCAGCUAUAAUAACUGGGUGAACAUGCCAGAUGAACAAGCAGACUGUGGACAUAUCCUGAGACAGUCAGGCUUCCAGUGGGAAGCCACAGGGAACUGUAGCCAGGAGCUGAACUUCAUCUGCCAGUUUGAUUCUGGGAAAUCUAUUGCAUGUGAUGGACAAAAUGCUACAUUGCAGUGUGGUUCUGGUCAGGUUAUAGAGAUAGACGACAGCUUCUAUGGCCGGAAAACAAUUCACUACUGCCGAUCCAUACUUUCCACCACGGCUACAUCUUCCCAGGAGGAGUGCAGCUGGAUAGAUGUGGUAGAUUCUGUGACAGCCCUUUGCCGUGGACUGCAGUCUUGCCAGGCUCCAGUGGAUCUGAGCUCAUUUGGUGAACCCUGUCCUCUGCUGGGAAGUUACCUUUCAGUCGAGUACCACUGCAAACAUGGGCUCAACUUAUUGAUGAGUAAACUGGCAGCCGUCUUUGAUAAUGUCACCAUCACUGUGAAGUGGCUCCUUCAUCCAUUUCAAGGAAACCUCACAUGCACACUGAAUGCUGGAGAUGGCCACAUUAUUGAUCCAUACAGCCCAGAGGAGAUGGAGAGCACAGUUAUACACAAAUUCAAGCAUCCUGGUGUUUUCAUGGUCGGAGUGGAAUGCUCUACGAGUGACUGGCAUGUUACAGCUCAGAAAGCAAUAACCAUUCAGGAACCUGUUGGAGAAUUUGUUGCCAUUGAGUGCUAUGGCUGGAACAUAACAGAAGGUGGCACUAAAUGCAAUGCACAGUUUGGCAGGCCUGUUCAAAUUCAGGUUGAGGUGGAGGCAGGAACAAAUGUUUCUUACAUAAUUCAACAUAAAGGCCAGUUGGUUGCAAAGUCAUCAGUGGACAGAGGGAUCACACCACACAACAUUACACUGAAUGCAAGUGCAGUGGAGCAGCUCGGACACGGCUGCUACAACCUGACUCUAACUGCCUCUAACAGGGUCACAGCCCACACAGUGUCCACUGAGCUGGAGCUGUGUCUGCAAGAGCCUGUUGAGGGACUAGAGGCCUCAUUACAAGCAGAGGAUGGUGAGUGUCCAGACUCUGCUGAUCUCAUUAUCCAUGUUUCACUGGAGCAAGGAGCCCCUGUACAGCUUCUCUUCACUCUGACUGGAGCCAGUGACACUCUCUCCGAGACCAGAAACAUGCUCAACGACAGCUUACAAUUUUAUACAUUCGCCAGCCCAAUUGAAGGACUUAUGAAAGUGAAAGUACGAGCCAUGAACGCCUUCUCAGCCUCUGAUGCUGAUGUGGACAUAGAGCACAUACUCCAGGCUUGCCAGAAUUUCUCUGACUUUUCAUCAGAAGAACGUGGAAAUGCAACAGAUGAUAUGAGUGAUGACGACUCCUACGACUUGAAAAUCAAUGCUACUCCAGAAACUUUGGUUGACUACAAUCAGAGUGUCACACUGACAGUUAAUGGAAGUGAUUCAUUACCCAGCGAAGGACUCACAUUUAAAUGGCAAUGUAAAAAAAACUGCAAAUGCAGAGAACACGCAACGAAUAAAACUCAUAUUAUUAAUAAGGAUUGCCUCCCAAAUCCAUUCGAGAUAAUCAACUACAAGGUAACUAUGAGGAAAACAAGCUGGUUUAGGAGGCCGGUUGACCUUGCUUCAGCUUCUAAGUGCAUCACUGUUGCUCCAAAGGAAUUCACAGACAUCACUAUCAGCUGUGAUAAUUGCACUUCGAUAAAUGUGAACAGCCACGUAAAGCUAAGACUGAGCUGUGUGACAACUUGUCCAGAAAUAGUUUGGUAUAUUGAGGACCCUGCGCCUUUGACAGGUAGCUUCAAAAACUGUUACUCCAGAGCAGGAAGAAGGCCACCUAUUGAGAAGCAGAAUGGCAGCACUGAAUUUAUUGUACCCAGCCGCUUUCUAAAAGUUUCAAGAGACACGUUGCAAAACAUCAGCGUGAUUGCUUAUGGCAAUAAGGAGCCAGGCUUUGCCAAGUACACUCUACCGAUACCAGGUCCAGAGCCAACAGAACCAGUACCUACUGAGACAUCUUUGGACCACAGCAACGCCUCUUGUAGCAUCUUUCCACUGUCGGGAACGGUGCUCGAUGCUUUUGAUAUCACCUGCAAAGCAAGUCCUUUCUGCUCUACAGGCUGUCUUUACUGCUUCAAAACAGACACUGGCAAACAUCUGCGCUGCAGCAAUGCAAAUGAGGUCAAAUCUGUCUUCCUGCCUCUUGGAGAUAAGAACAACAAUUACAGCUUGUCUGUUGUGGUGACUGUAAAAAAUGAGUACAAGAAAGCUACCACCACUGUUACCAUUCAGGUACAAAAAAGCGACUCAAGUAUCUCUGUGGAGAUUCUCCAGUCUGCAGUGAAGGACACUGUGACUCAGUUAGAGAAACAAGGUCUGCUGUCCGGUGAGGCACUUGGACAAAUAUUCACUUCAGUGUCUGAUAUGCUAAACACAGAGACUGGCGAGGGUCAGAAGGAUGCGAGGAUGAAGCUUAGAGAGCAGAUGCUAAGCAAAAUGACCACAGUUCUGCAGGACUCCCCCACCAACACAAGUCAAGAAGUACAAGUGACAGCCAGAGCUGUGGCUGGACUCACCCAGCGCUCAGACGAGCUCACUCUCUCUGCUCAAGAAGAAGCGGGUUCAUUGUUGGUCGACCUCAGCUCCUCCCUCAACGCUAUCAGUGUUAAUCAGGAUGGUGGUGAUGAUGGAGAAGUUGCACAAGCAGCUACACCAAUAGUUGAAGCAGCCAGUAAUAUACUGAAUGUUUCUUCAACUAAAAAAGUCUCAGAUUUUCUUCUUAUUGGGAUAAAAAAUGUUCAGAGUGCUUUGUUGAAUAAUAAGAAACUAAAUGGAGACCCCGCCAUCAUUGAUUCUGGUCAGAUCAGUCUGUAUGUCAACAGAGUGUCUCCAGGAACCAUGCGGAUGCAAGAUAUAAAUGUCCAGAAGAACAGCUCAUCCAGAUUUUCCUUUCCUACUCUGCCUGCUGACAUCCUCUUCCCAGAAGAGCCAGUGGAUGUGAGGAUGAUGAGUUUUGAGAAGAAUCCAUAUGCUUGGAAAGAGGAAAACAUCACAGGAACUGUAGGAUCUCUCUCUCUUACCAGAGUCAAUGGUACAGUCAUCACUGUUGAGAACCUGCCUGAUGAGAUAGAGAUUCUCCUUCCGAGGCUUGACGUUGGGCAAGAGAACAGUACCGUUUUGGAUCUGGCCAAUUUCAGCACAUUAAUAAUUGAUGUUCCCUCACCUGACGUAACACUGGUGCUGAAAAUGGAGCCCUCUGAAGACAUUUCCUUCAUGCUAUUCCUGGGAUACAAAGAUUAUCCAAGUGAUGAGAAUUAUGUUGCCAAGACUCAGAUCCCUCUUGAGAACGCAAAAGAAGAGGAAAAAUAUACCUGGGUGCUGGGUCCCGAAGACAGAACAGGAGAUGUUGGAGUGCACUUCCUUGUUAUGAAGCCUGUUGUAGAGCCAGGCGUCAAAUCCAUCAACGCCACUGUCAAUGUCAUUACCAUCGCUGCCCAGUGCAAGUACUGGAAUGAAACACAGUCUUCUUGGAGUGAAGAUGGGUGCAGGGUGACUAUAGAGUGUGAUCCACUGCUGCUUUUCUUUUUUCUACAGGUUGGUCCUCUCACAACACCUUUGGUCACUCAGUGUCUCUGUAACCACUUAACAUUCUUUGGGAGCUCUUUCUUUGUUAUGCCGAACUUGGUGGAUGUGUCACGCACGGCAGAACUUUUUGCUACCUUUACUGACAAUCCUGUGGUGGUGUGUUUCGUGGGGGCCAUCUUUGCUGCUUAUAUCAUGGUGGUUGUGUGGGCAUGUAGGAAAGACAUCCUGGACUCAGCUAAGGUCAAGAUAACAGUGCUUGAGGAUAAUGACCCUUUGGCUGAGUAUCGCUACAUGUUGACUAUCAGUACGGGGCAUCGGCAUGGUGCAUCCACCUCCUCUCAGGUGACAAUAACUUUACUGGGCACAGAAGGAGAAAGUGAGCCUCACCACCUGACAGACUCUGAGAAGCCUGUGUUUGAGAGGGGAGGGGUGGACAUGUUUCUGCUGACUACACACUUUUCCCUCGGAGAGCUGCAGAACAUCAGGCUGUGGCAUGACAACUCUGGAGUUCAUCCUGCAUGGUAUGUCAACAAAGUGAUGGUGCAGGAUCUGGAGAGUGGUCAGAAAUGGCACUUUCUGUGUAACUCCUGGCUGGCUGUAGAUGUGGGAGAAUGCUCUCUUGACAAGGUUUUCCCAGUAGCAACAGAGGAGGAUUUGAAGAGAUUUAGUAAUUUGUUCUUCAUGAAGACCGCCAAGGAUUUCCGUGACGGCCACAUCUGGUUCUCUGUCAUUAGUCGACCUCCCUGCAGCACUUUCACCCGUGUGCAGCGGGUGUCCUGCUGUUUUUCUCUGCUGCUGUGCACCAUGCUGACUAGCAUCAUGUUUUGGGGCAUCCCCUCAGACCCCUCUGAGCAGACCAUGGACCUGGGUCAUAUAGAGUUCACCUGGCAGCAGGUUAUGAUUGGAUUUCAAAGUUCAAUCAUCAUGUUUCCCAUCAAUCUCCUCAUUGUGAGUAUCUUCAGAAACACUCGUCCUCGAGAAAAAUCCGCCAAAACAGACACGUCUAAGCAGGGAAAGACUGGCCGAGUCUCUCCCUCACAGACUUCUUCCCCUCAGAAAGAGCAAAAGGACAUCACACCAGACACUGUGAUCAAGGACAUAAAGAGAAUUGCUCAGUCACUGUCAAAGGCCAUGAAGAGUCCACUUACUCAUGUGGAGCUGAGGCCUGGUCAGCCGGCUGAUAUCAACAUGUUGCUGUCUCUGGUGGAGGACAUCAUCAGGCAGCAGAACCGAGCAGCCGGAGAGUUCUACAACGACGCCUCCAAAAGCGAACGCUCUAUGACCCUCAGCUUAGGUGCAGUCAAUCUACAAGAGAACAGUGUGUGGAACAGCCCAGAGAGGACUUCAGAUGGGGUUCGGAAGAAGAGCAUCAACAGCAGGUAUCUCUACAGGCAGCUGCGUCAUGUUGAGAAGGAGCUGGGUUUGCUGGGACCUUCACGUUUUCCAAACCCAGACAGCUACAUCCGAGCCAUGCAGCAAGUUCAGGGAAUGAAGAGUCUGCUGGAGUACCACCUCCCCUCAUCCAGCAUGGAAGGAGAUCAGCUUGAUCGCAGCCCCAGUCCAGAAGAGAGCAUCAAAGGGGACACUAACAAGAAGUGCUGUCAAGGAGGGCUGCCAUGGUGGUUUGUCUUUGUUGGCUGGAUUCUGGUGAUUGCAACCAGCGUUGUGUCAGGAUACUUCACCAUGAUGUAUGGACUGACAUAUGGCAAAGACCGCUCUAUAAACUGGCUCAUCUCCAUGGUGGUCUCCUUCUUUGAGAGUCUGUUUAUUACCCAACCUCUGAAGGUUCUUGGUUUUGCUGCUUUCUUCGCUCUUGUUCUGAAGAAAGUUGACCAGGAGGAGUAUGGAGAGCCUCAGAUAGAUGAUAGUCUCAAAAACUCAGAUGAUACUGACACAGUACGAGCAGCAAGAAGAGACAGCACAUGCAGUUUCUAUCAGCCACCACCCCCAACUGACAUAGAGAAGAUGAGGAGCAACAUGAUUAAGGAGCAGAAAGUCUUCGCCCUCAUUCGGGAGAUUCUGACCUACAUGGGAUUCAUGUGGAUGUUGCUCCUGGUGGCAUAUGGCCAGCGAGACCCCAACGCUUACUUCCUGACUCAGCAUAUACGUCAGAGCUUCAGCAAAGGGAUCUCAGACAGUAUGAGUAUUCAAGAUGUGUUUAACUGGGCAAACACAACUCUGCUGAGCAACCUGUUUGGAGAUCACCCAGGAUUCAUCACUGAUGGAAACUCAAAGUUGGUGGGUAACGCACGUCUUCGCCAGGUGAGGGUGCAGAAAAACUCUUGCACCAUUGCUCCCUCCAUGCAGCAGUCUGUGCAGGACUGUCACGCUGCAUACUCGUGGGAAUUGGAGGACAUGGACUCCUACGAUCCUGGCUGGAGCCCCUCUGUGGCUGAUAAUACCUCACAGAGUCUUCACAGCCCGUGGAAAUACCAGUCCCAGGGUAAACUGAGGGCCUACCCCAUCUGGGGCAGCGUGAAGCUUUACAGAGGAGGAGGGUUUGUCGUGGAUCUGGGGCCAGAUUUACAAAACUCCAGCAGAUCCCUUCAAUACCUUUAUGACAACACCUGGCUUGACGUUUACACCCAGGCUAUCUUUGUCGAGUUCACUGUGUACAACGCCAACGUCAACCUCUUCUGCAUUGUUACACUCAUGCUGGAGACCACAGCCAUAGGUGCUUUCCAGUUCCGCAGUGAGCUUCAAAGUGUGCGUCUUUACCAGUCAACUGGUGGCCUUCACAUCUUUGUUAUGGCCUCUGAAGCCAUCUACUUCCUAUUCAUUAUAUAUUACAUGUUUGUUCAGGGAAAGCUGAUGAAGCAGCAGAGAUGGACUUAUUUCAAGACUAAGUGGAACCUGCUCGAGCUGGCAAUCAUCAUUCUCAGCUGGAGCGCUCUGUCCGUCUUCAUCAAGAGGACUUUACUGGGGAAGCGGGACAUGGAUUUCUACCAGAACAACAAACACCUAUAUGCUAGUUUCCAUGAGACAGCCAAGGCUGAUGCAGUGCUGGGGUAUCUGAUUGCCUUCCUGGUGCUGCUGGCUACAGUCAAACUGUGGCACCUGCUGAGACUAAACCCCAAGCUGCACAUGAUCACAGCAACACUGCAACGAGCCUGGACUGAUAUCUCAGGCUUCCUGGUAGUCAUGACCAUCAUGUUCCUGGCCUACUCCAUUGCUUCUAACCUGAUGUAUGGGUGGAAGCUGUACUCCUAUCGGACUCUUCUUGAUGCUGCUCAGACCAUGGUCAGCCUGCAGCUGGGCAUUUUUAACUAUGAAGAGGUUCUGAAUUACAAUCCAGUGCUGGGUGCUUUCCUCAUCGGCUCCUGCAUUGUGUUCAUGACCUUUGUGGUGCUGAACCUCUUCAUUUCUGUUAUCCUGGUGGCAUUCAGUCAAGAGCAGAUACAUCAUAAGCCAUCAGAGGAGGAAGAGAUUGUGGACCUGAUGCUGAUGAAACUCGGCAGUCUGUUUGGACUCAAAUGUAAGAAACAAGGUGGCGACAGCCCGACUGAUAGGCCAGAUAUUUCACAUGCUUCAAAUAAUGGACUGUCAACAAUUUCUUUGGGACAUCACAAAGAUUGA